This is a messenger RNA of Macroventuria anomochaeta, 909 nucleotides long. RefSeq lists its product as uncharacterized. The coding region runs from base 1 to 909 and encodes 302 amino acids. The record is from RefSeq and is a predicted model, not a curated record. Lineage: Eukaryota; Fungi; Ascomycota; Dothideomycetes; Pleosporales; Didymellaceae. The transcript has a single exon.
AUGCUGCCUAAGAAAUCGCCCGCCCUCCUUUUGUCCUACGCCAAUGCCUUCACGCCCCUCUACUGCACCCACGCCGCCUCGCCACACUCAUGUCGUCAUACAUCGCCAAAACCGCAGCACACGACACAGUGCCGGACCUAUGCACAACACGUCGACAGCAAUGAUGCAGACCUGCUCAGCUGGCCUGAGCCCAUCCGCCCGCAUACCACACCAACCCCGUAUCAGAUCCUGAACUGCAAGAAGGGCGAUGCAUACAAAAAGAACCGCUACUACGCCCUCGUCAAACUCUACCAUCCGGACCGCUGCCACCCCGGCUCCUCCACACACCACCUCCCCCUCGCCGUCCGUCUAGAACGGUACCGCAUGCUCGUCGCCGCUCACGACAUCCUCUCUGACGCCGAGAAGCGGAAAGCGUACGAUGCGUGGGGCGCCGGCUGGGCCGGUCACCAUCGCACACCCACGUCUUCAGGCCAUUCGCACAAUCCGUACGACUGGGAGUUCGAUAGAAACAGGUGGAAUACCGAUCCUCGCAGCAAUGCCACAUGGGAAGACUGGGAGCGCUGGUACAGCGAGAACGACCCCGAGCACCCACAAAAAGAACGCGCAAUACAAAUGUCGAACUUCACGUUCAUGUCGCUGCUCUUUGCAUUUGUAGCAAUCGGCGGUGUGAUGCAGGGCACGCGGUUCAAUGGUUUCCACAACAGCGUCGUCGAGCGGAGAGACCAGGUGCACAGGGAGGCCAGCAGCGUGUAUCAGCGGAGUCGACACGCUACUAUGAGCGGAGACCGAGAUGAGAGGAUACGCACGUUUUUGGAGCACCGGGAGACGAAUUUGGCGGGCGAGGAGAGCUACCGUAGGUUGUUGCCGCCGAGCGAAAAUUGCGCGCCGAAUGAAAUGAGACGGCAGUGA